Eucalyptus grandis is the source of this 2631-nucleotide messenger RNA. RefSeq names its product TMV resistance protein N-like. The record is from RefSeq and is a predicted model, not a curated record. Gene Ontology annotation, molecular function: ADP binding. The transcript is spliced from 11 exons. The coding region runs from base 1 to 2631 and encodes 876 amino acids. NCBI's taxonomy places the organism in Eukaryota, Viridiplantae, Streptophyta, Magnoliopsida, Myrtales, Myrtaceae. Gene Ontology annotation, biological process: defense response; signal transduction.
AUGAAUAGAAAGAGUGAGGCAGAAGAGACGGCGGUGCCUGCAGUGACGGCGAUGGAAGUGGUUACAGCAGCUCCGGCAAGUUGUAGCCAUGAUGGCAGAUCGGAGAGGGGGUUGAUGGCGGUGGCGACGGCAGCACUGGCAAGCAGUAGCCAUGAUGGCGAAUUGGGGAGAGGCUACGAGGUAUUCCUGAGCUUUAGAGGGCCCGACACCCGCUUAACCAUUGCGGAUUCUCUCUACGAAGCCAUUAAACAUGCAGGGAUCCGCGUUUUCAAAGAUGACGAAGAGCUCCGAGUCGGUAAAGAGAUUAGAGGCAAUCUUUUGCAAGCGAUCAAUGAUUCCAGAAUUUACAUCCCGAUUUUCUCCAAAAACUACGCUUCAAGUAAGUGGUGCCUCCGUGAGCUCGCACACAUAGUGAAGUCAUCAAGAGACAAUGCUGAGAAAGUGGUACUCCCUAUAUUCUACGAUGUGGAUGCGGAUGAUGUUAAGCUAAAGACCGAGUUAUAUAGGCAAGACCUCCAAAAGCACAAGAAUGACUCCGGGAAGGAUACAUCGAAGGAGUGGGAGGAGGCUUUAAAAGAGGUUGCCAGAAUUAAAGGAUGGAAUCUAAAAGAUUACCGCCUACAUAGACUUACAAACCUCAUGGUGGAAGAGGUUUCUAGUUUGUUAUGGACAAGACGGACGGACAUGCCGAAUCAUUUGGUGGGAAUUAAGGAUCGAAUGGAUCAUAUUAUGAAGCUGUUAGAUCUAAGAGCUUUUGAUGUACGGUUUAUCGUGAUUCACGGUAUGGGUGGUAUCGGAAAGACGACAUUGGCCGAGGCCAUCUUCAGGCAUAUCUCCCCUCAAUUUCGGGGUCAUUGCUGCUUUCUUAAAGAUGUGCGGACUAAUGAUAUAAUAAACUUACAAAAUAAAUUGUUGUUUGACAUUCUCAAUCUUAGUCGCACGAACCUCUCCUUCAUUGAUGAAGGGGCUGAUGUGAUCAAGACAAGGUUUCUUGGCAAGAAAGUCCUCAUUGUUCUUGAUGACAUUGACAAUAAGGACCAAAUCAUGGGACUUGCAGGUGAGCCCAACUGGUUUGGUGGGGGUAGUAGAAUCAUCAUAACAACAAGGAAUAUUGAUUUCAUGGUAAAGGAAGGUGAGGAUGACAACCUCACAGUCCCUAGUAGCGGACAAUUUUCAUUCUACAACAUGUCAGAGUUGAAUUCACAUGAUGCUCUUCAACUUUUCUGUGAGCGUGCCUUGGGAUGUGCCAAGUCUCCACCUGGUUACGUGGAUAUCACAAAAGAGCUAAUCAAUGCGCUAGGAGGACUUCCAUUGGCUCUCACUGUCGUAGGUUCGAUGCUCCGUGGAAAAUGCCGAAGAACAUGGGAAGAUGCCCUAUGUAAGUUAAAGUUGGUGAUGAAUGAGGAUGUCAAAAAGAAGCUAAUGAUAAGCUAUGAAGCAUUGGAGCCUAAUCAACAACAAAUUUAUCUUGAUAUCACAUGUUUCUUCAUCAACAAAGACAAAACAAUUGUAGUUAAAUAUUGGGACACGAUUUUUGGUUAUCCGACUGAAAUCGAGGUCAAUAUCCUCAAACGUAUGUCUCUGAUAAAGAUAUCCAGCGAUAAUAAACUAAGGAUGCACGACCAACUUAGAGACCUCGGAAGGAGUAUUGUCCACCCAAUGCGUGGCGAGACCCAUAUGAGGGGUAGCAGGUUGUGGUCUCCCCAAGAUGCCUUUCAUGGAACCAAAGACAUAGUGGCGCUCAAUCUAGGUACACUUGGCCUGAGUAAGACGUACAGAUUUAAGCGCAAGCAAUUUAUGGGCUUGGUCAACCUUAGGUUCCUUCAAUUGGACCAUGGAAAUUUUGAAGGAGACUUUAAGGAUCUUUUCUCUGAGUUGAGAUGGCUCUCUUGGAGCAAUUGCCCAUCAAAAUUUCGAGCUAACAACUUUGGGUUGAAGAACUUAACUAUUCUCAUGCUAUCUGGGAAUAACAUUACCAAAGACUGGGGAGGAUGGCGUCAAAUCAUGCUUUCUUUGGCCAGUGAUGUGGACUUAGAUGCUAGAGCUCGUAUGACAGAGGGAUUUAGCGGAGUAGAUCUUCAAGCUUUGCUUUCAAAUGCGCAGCCUCAAGCUGUUCACGAUCUUCUCGACAGUAGGGAGGGGGUAUUUCAACUCCAGAUUCUGAUAGUGGCUGAUUAUGCAUCUGUUGGAGUUAAUCCCUACAAUAAUCUCUUUCUCAUAUGGGAACACGACAUCUAUGGAACAAUUCAUCAGGCUGAAGGUGCUGGUGAAGGAGAUGCUGCAGCAAUACAAGCUGGUCGAGAUGAAACUCCUAGCUCAACAGAGGGAUCUCCAGGUGUGAUGUUGUAUUCUGCUCUGUCAGUUUGGCGUAAUCGCUGGCUUUCUCUAAUUCGUAUUUUUGCUGGCAAAGAGUUGCAUUUCGUUGUUCAUUUUCUUCGUGUGAUCACAAACAAAGACCCGGAUUCAAUUUAUAGUAUGACCAACGCAGUGUUGAAAUGUUGCGCAAUGGUUAACAUGGAGGAAAAAAUUCCUGAUAUUGAGAAGUGUUUAGAGAUAGUCGCCACUCUACAGGCCAAGAAGAGUUCCGGUGAGGCUUUGAAUCUUGAAAUAAUUGCAGUUACUUACCUCUGA